Messenger RNA from Patiria miniata (bat star), 1680 nucleotides. RefSeq lists its product as uncharacterized. The record is from RefSeq and is a predicted model, not a curated record. The transcript has a single exon. NCBI's taxonomy places the organism in Eukaryota, Metazoa, Echinodermata, Asteroidea, Valvatida, Asterinidae. Bases 1 to 1680 code for a protein of 559 amino acids.
AUGGCCACGGGAUCAGGACAGCAACCUGUACCGAUAACUGUUGUAACUGAAACCAGAAACUUGAAGAGUCAACCAUUUACUCACCCUGAUGACCAAAUAUCAACUGGAAACGCUUGGGAAGAAUGGCUAGAGGGCAUAGAGAGAGAAUUUCGCUACUUCAAAAUUAGCAGCCCCAUCGACAAAAAGGACGCCCUGAUCAUUUAUGGUGGCAAAGAAAUCGCCAGACUGGAGAAAAGCUUACCCAAUCCAGGGGAUGUGGAUGAUGUUUAUGAGAAACUGAAGACAAAACUAAACAGUUACUAUACCCCAAAGAAAAAUAAACAUCAUGCCAGAUACCUGUUCCUGAAGAUGAGACCCACACCCCAAGAAACCACCAUGGCUUAUGCAGCUAGGCUAAGGGAAAAGGCCAUUCAAUGUGAGUUUGGAGACACUCGUGAUGACCGAAUUCUAGAGCACCUGAUCCAAACCAUAACAAGCAAAUCCCUCAUCCAGAAAGCCAUUAACAAGAAGUGGUCGCUGACACAAAUGUUAACAGAGGCCGCACAGAUAGAGGAUACGUCCUUGCAGAUAAGCAGCAUGAGACCCCCUGAUGACGGAGCAAGCAAUGUGGCCAAGGUGGGAUAUCAGCAAUCAUCACGACAGAAGAAAUCCACCGGUGGGCAUUAUGGAAAGCCCAAAUUCCAUAAAUCACCACCGUGCGCAUACUGUGGACUGACCGGCACCCACCCACAAGGCAAAAACUGCCCGGCCUACGGCAAGAAAUGCAACAAAUGCCAGAAGUGGAAUCACUUUGCAUCCGUUUGCCGAGCCGACCGACUCCGUGCAGAAAGCAGAGGCCCGCCCAGUCAGCCUGUCCCCCCAAAAUAUGCCAAACCCAAGCAGCGUGGGAAUCACGUAAAGAAGACGAGCAUGGAAGAAGACGAUCAAACUUCUUCUGAUGACGAAUUCUUUGACCAGGCAGUCAAACACCUGAAGCAAGUGCGGAGAAUCGCAAAAACCGUCCAUGACGACAGCACAGUCACAGUCCGCAUUGACGACGUUGAUGUACGGAUUGAGCCAGACAGCGGAGCAGAGGUAAACAUCAUGGAUGAACACCAACACAAGGCACUGCAGCACAGAUCGAGCAAUCCACAAUCACUACAGGCAAGCCAUAUCAAACUACACACCUUGCAGAGUGACUUACCUGUAAAAGGGGAGUUUCGGACGAUCGUCAGAAAUGACACACGUGGAGCAGCAACAAAGUUUGUUGUUGUCAAAGGCAGAAUUAACUCACCUCCACUUAUCAGCAAAAACACCCUCAUUGAACUGGGGAUGAUGAAACUCCAACCAGACGGCUCCCUUGCAGAAAUAAACGACCUUCGAAUUCCAGAGAACACCCAGACUGUCAAAUCAAUCAGCAACACUACCACAGCUCGCCAGCAGACACAGAAAAUCGUCGAAAAAUACAAAAGGGUAUUUCAGGGUAUCGGCCUGAUCCGAGAUGUCAAGAGCGACACAGACAUCUUCGCAAAAUUCAACAUGAAGCCAGAAGCAGCACCAGUAGCCCAGAAACCGAGACCUGUAGCAUACUACCUCCAGAAACCAUUAAAAGAAUGGUUAGACCAGUGCAUCAAGGAAGGCAUCUUUGAGGAAGUUCCCCCAGGCGAGCCAGUGACAUGGUGUUCCCCACUCGUGGUGUAA